Molecule: messenger RNA, 1120 nt
Organism: Closterium sp. Yama58-4
Lineage: Eukaryota; Viridiplantae; Streptophyta; Zygnematophyceae; Desmidiales; Closteriaceae
Source: the annotation of a GenBank genome assembly
AUGGCAACGCCAGUCACACCCGUAGGGGCAGCGGCGCAAAUGGGAGCGAGUGGGGGCGUGACGGCAACGAGGGCGGCAGACGCGGAGAGGGCGCAGCUGGUGCAGCAGCUGAACCUGGCGGGCGUGCGCGCGCGCGUGGCGGAGCUGCAGGGCAGCAUCGCGCGCGUCAUGGGCGCCUUCCACGAGCAGCACGUGCACCUCAAAUGGUCGGAGGCGGUGGCGGCGCUGAGUGUGGUGAGUGCGGGGCUGUACAGCCUCGUGGAUGACGUCAUGCCCAUGCUGCGCUCCUUCGCUGUCUGCCCCGCCACCGUCACCGCUCAGAAUGCUGCCGUGCUGCCCAUAAUGCUGUCGUCCAAGCUGCUGCCGGAGAUGGAGGUGGACGGGCGGGCAAGAGAGGACGCACUGAGGUCCCCGCUGGCAGCACUGCCGGUGGCACAGCAGCUGGAGAUGCUGCAGCUGCAGCAAGCACUCCCCUCCCGUCCCUCCCUUCCCUCACCCACUGCGGCGAGUCUGCAUGGCAUCACGUGCACAUCGCAGCCACUGUGGCCCGCCUAUGCCCAUGGAAUGGAAGUCCCACUGCUCGCCCUCUUCACACCCACUGCUUGCCCCUCCCUUCCCUUCCCUCUCUCCCCCUGCCCUCCACUCUCUCCCUGCCCUCCCCUCUCUCCCCUCUAUCCCCCCUCUCCCCCUCCCUUCACGGGGCAGGCGAAGAUGGUGGACGUGGCAUGUGAGCGCGCGGAGAAGGUCAUUCUCGACGCGCGCAAGGCGCAUGGCAUCGGCGCGCGCCAGGCGGCAGCCAGCGUGGCGGCGCUGUACGGCGCAGGCAGCAUGGACAAGGCUGCUCUCGCCCGCGUGGCGGAGCAGGAGAAGCUUCUUAGAAAUGCACUGGCCACUGGCGAGGGGUUCCGAGUGGCCCCACAGCCGCCCGCUGCUGGGCCUGCCCCUCCCGCCCACCGCGUGCACCCAAGCCAGGCGGCGCCGGCAGCAGCGUCCCUGCCGCCACACAUGCGCCCACACAAGAGGAAGCACCCGCAUGACGACGCCACCGCUGCUGCCGCCACCGCCACUGCCACUGUCACUCACACUGACGUGCCUGCCUCAUCACCCGCCCCGCCUGCAU